AUGCACACCUUUCUGCUGUUGGCUUUAGGCAUUGCGGCGGUAGCAGCUGCACCAGAGAAUCCUCAAAGGAUUGUUGGUGGAUCUGUGACCACAAUCGACCGGUGGCCAUUAGGCGCAGCUUUACUUUUUUCAAGGACUGGAGCUAAUCACCGCCAAUCCUGUGGUGGUAGUAUUUUGAACAACAGAUCUAUUCUUUCUGCUGCUCAUUGUUUCGUUGGUGAUGCCGCAAACCGAUGGCGCAUUCGUGUUGGAUCUACAUGGGCCAACAGCGGUGGUGUAGUCCACAAUACAAACAAUAUUAGAAUGCACCCCAGCUACAAUUCACGCACCCAGGACAAUGACAUCGCUGUUUUGCGUUCAGCAAGCACCUUCGCAUUCAAUAACAACGUUCGUGCUGGCAACAUCGCUGGUAGCAAUUACAACCUUGGUGACAAUCAAGUAGUAUGGGCUAUCGGAUGGGGCGCAACUUCUGCCGGUGGACCUGCUUCCGAGCAACUGCGUCAAGUACAAAUCUGGACUAUAAAUCAGGGUGUGUGCAGACAACGUUACGCCACAGUCGGCAGUGCUAUCACUGAUAACAUGUUGUGCUCCGGUUGGCUUGACGUUGGCGGUCGCGACCAGUGUCAGGGUGACUCUGGCGGUCCACUUCUUCACAACAACGUCAUCGUCGGUGUCUGCUCUUGGGGUCGUGGCUGCGCACAAGCAUUCUUCCCCGGUGUUAACGCCCGUGUCUCCCGUUUCACAAGCUGGAUUCAGUCGAAUGCU
This is a messenger RNA of Iphiclides podalirius (scarce swallowtail), 765 nucleotides long. Lineage: Eukaryota; Metazoa; Arthropoda; Insecta; Lepidoptera; Papilionidae. The record is from the annotation of a GenBank genome assembly.